Phytophthora sojae is the source of this 3267-nucleotide messenger RNA. RefSeq lists its product as hypothetical. The coding region runs from base 1 to 3267 and encodes 1088 amino acids. The record is from RefSeq and is a predicted model, not a curated record. Lineage: Eukaryota; Oomycota; Peronosporomycetes; Peronosporales; Peronosporaceae. The transcript has 2 exons.
AUGAUACUGCGGGCGCUGCUGCUCGUUCUCCUUGUGGCUGUUUCCGGGGCCCUUUCAGACAACUCCAUUCAGCUAAGUGAAAGUUCCGGCGGCCCUCAUGGCACAGAAUUCUCCGAUGAAGCCUCCGUCAGCGUUGGCCAAACUGUGGACUCCAUUACCAUUCGGGCAGGCGAGCGCGUUGACGGCGUCUCUCUGGAAGUCACAGGUCCGAAGGCGGCAACAUUCAACCACGGCGGAGCUGGUGGAGACGGGAAUACCCUCAAGCUUGCAGCGGGCGAACAUAUCACGUCGAUGGAAGCGCAUUGGGGCAAGAAAGAUGGCCGCACGCGCAUCUUCUACCUCAGCUUCGGCACGAGCGCUGGCAACUCAGUCUCGGGAGGAUCCAUGACGGAAGACAAGAACACGGUCAAAGCACCCGAGGGUUUUCAGCUCGGAGGUUUUUUUGGUCGGGAUGGCGAGGAGAUCGACUCGCUUGGUGCUAUUUGGGCGCGCAUUACAGCCGAGACAGCAGCUCCGGCGACCGAACCCCCUCCUCCGCCAACGAAAGCUCCCGCUCCGGAGAAACCCGCUGGCUCAGGUAGCGUAGAACCUCCUCCCGAUUCAUCCGUCGCGGCGUCUACCGCUGCAUCGACUGAAGCUUCAGCUGCAGAACCCGCUGAAGGCUCAGCGGUAGCAUCUACAGAGGCCUCAGCAGAAGCAGCAGCGACGGAAGCGCCAGCAGCCGAGCCUGGAAAGCCUAAAGAGCCAGCUCCUGGUCCAGCUACUGACGAUAAACCAGGAACAGUUAAACCUGCAGGCCCAGCGAAAUCUGGAGUGAAGAAUACGCGCGCUACCAUCCUGAGCGAGUCGUUUGGUGGACCUCACGGCAACCAAUUCUCCGAUCAGCCUCUCGCCACCUCGGCACAAACUGUGGCCUCCCUCACUAUCCGAGCUGCGGCGCGUGUCGAUGGCCUCACCCUCGAAGUAUCCGGACCCACCGCCCAGACAUUCACGCACGGAGGACCUGGAGGCAAGGAGACCAAGCUCGCUCUGAAAAAGGGCGAAUACAUCACGUCAAUGGAGGUUCACUGGGGCCAAAAGAGCGGCAGGACGCGCAUCUUCUACCUCAGCUUCAGGACGAGUGAGGGCAAUACAGUCGCUGGAGGAACGCAAACGGAAGAAAAGGGCAGCGUAACUGCGCCUGAAGGCUACCAGCUCGGAGGAUUCUUCGGUCGUGACGGAGACAACAUCGACUUGCUAGGAGUGGUGUGGACGAGCAUUGAACCGGUCGCAGAAGCUCCAAAGGGAGGAGGUGGCUCAGUGUCAGAUGAAGAUAUCCAACUCAGUCCAAUGUACGGAGGUCCUCACGGUGUCGCCUUCUCGGACAUCGCGGACAUCGUGCUCGGACAAACGCUAAGCUCCAUCACCCUUCGCGGCGAAGCACGCGUUGAUGCUGUUACGCUGCAGGUGGCAAAACCUGCAGAGUUAACCUGGAGUCACGGCGGCAAGGGCGGCACUGAAACCACGCUUACCCUCGCACCGGGCGAGUACAUCAACUCCAUGGAGAUUCACUGGGGCAAGAAGAGCGGGCGCACCAAGGUGUUCUACGUUAAUUUUACAACGAGUGAGGGCAAGUCUGUGGCUGCCGGGACAAAGACCGAAGAAUUUGUGACGGAAACCGCACCCAAGGGUUUCCAACUUGGCGGCCUGUAUGGCCGUGCGGAAGGCGAAGUGGAUCAACUUGGCGCCAUUUGGAUUAAAAGUUCGGCUAAGCCAGCUUUGCUUACCGACAGCAUGGACUCCGCUUGGUAUGGCCACACGAUUCGUAACUGGGUGGGGCCCACCAUUGGCAACGCGAAGGAUACGGCAUGCUACCGGAAGACGGUGCCUUUCGACAGCAAGAACAUUUGUCCUGUGGGCUACGGCAAGAAUGAUGACGACUGUAUCACACAAUGUCCGAUGGCGUACCCAGUCUCGUGCUUUCUUGAGUGCAUCCCUCAGAACGACGACUGCGCAUUGAACAUCGCUCAGAAGGUUGCGUCUGUAGCGGCUGUCGCGUUCAACGCUGCCACGGCCGGAUUAUUCGGCCAGGUUAAGGCCGCAUACACUACUGCGAAGAAGCUGUACCUCUGCGCUGCAGCCGUCAUCUCCAUCAUCAAGUCGCUCAUUUUCUACCUUCGGUUCACACAAACGACUGCACCCCAAGGGGACACCGAGAAACUGCUCGCCGUCGCGUACCAGUCCGACGUCGUCCUCGUGGAUUUACCGGUGGCUGUGUACUCGUGCCUCGGACUGAAAGUGCCCCCAAAGUUGCAGUGGACGGGAAUUGUGCUCAUGAUCGUGGAGAAUAUCGUCAAGCAGGCCAUCAUCAACGGCGACGUGAUCGUUUCGUCGGCCGAGAAUGUGGUCAACAUGCUGACCAACACUAGCGCCAUCAAAUCCCCCGACUCGAGCGUGAGUGAACUCCAGGACUUCAUGGACAAGAACACCUCGUGUGGCUUUGAAUUGAAGCAGCUCACGGACCGAGUCAUCUUUGCCGUCAGCGACGUCCGGAACAAGACGCCAAACGCAGCAAUCGAUGACAUCCGCGUGACGAUCAGCAAGUCGCCGGUGGUUCUGAAGGACAUCCCUACCGUCACCAACAAUUGCAUGAAAGAAAUGCUGGGCACGAAGACGAAACAGGCUGCGUUUGAGACGCGCGACUUGCUCCGGAAGACCGUGGGGGUGAUCAUCGACCAGCUCAUUGAGACUGGCAAGACGGAUAUGGGCGAAUCCGUGAAAGAGGACGAUUACUUCAUGGAGGUGGCCAACUUGGGGCUUACUGUGCUUGGUGGCAUGGACCCGACCGGUGUCGUGCACAUGGUCUCUCAGUUCGUGCAACCCACAUGCGGACCCACCUCUUUCAUCGGCGAGAUCGACGACGGCAACUUGUAUGAUACUUUGGGGCUGACGACCGUGGACCAAGCUUUCGUGGGCAGCUACGGGUGGUGGUCGAAGACUGGAGACGGAGUCGUGCGUCUCAUCUUCGAGAGCACAGACAAGGAGGACGUGACGGUGGUGGUCCACUCGGGUGGUGACAACUACGCUGAAGUUGACGUAGCUGCAGGCGACACCGUCACUUGGGAGUCGACUGUGUCGGAGUUGCAGGACAAAACUUUGUAUCUGGAUCGCUGGCGUCCUGGUUUACUCGGAAUGCCCGGAUCGGGUGGAGGUUCGCUGCUGAUUUGGAUCCCUCGAGCCUCUGAAGGGGGCAAUCUGCUGAUGCACGUCAGAAUUAAUAUUAGUUAA